AAUGGGGAGAUUGUGCCCCUGCUGGGGUCGGCCCUGGCUGUGUGGGGUCAGCAGGAGGCAAUUGGGGUACGUUUCAGAUUGAUGCAGGGGACAAGGAGGGGUCUGGAGGCUGCUCAGGCUUUAUCUAAGCAAAGCUGGAAUGUCUUUUAUUGGCUGAUGUCAGGCGUGUGAUUGUCAGCUUUGUGGGUCUGAAAACUCACAUAUGAUUUAUGUUUCAUCUGCCGGAAUGUUCCUGUAGGGCUGAGCCCUGUGUGUAUAGACUGACGGCUUCUACUCCUGCUGGAGAAUAAAUACAGUUGGCUCAGAGCUGCUCUUGUUGGCAUGAGCCACUCUCCCCUCAUCAAUAACCUCUUUCACUGAGACGCCCAGAAUUUACUGAAAAUACCAUUAUCUGGUGCCCAGUAUCUAGUGGAUGCCAUUACAUUGUGCCCAGUAUCUAGUGGAUGGCAUAAAAUUAUGCCCAGUAUCUAGUGGAUGGCAUUAAAUUGUGCCCAGUAUCUAGUGGAUGGCAUUAAAUUGUGCCCAGUAUCUAGUGGAUGGCAUUAAAUUGUGCCCAGUAUAUAGUGGAUGGCAUUAAAUUGUGCCCAGUAUAUAGUGGAUGGCAUUAAAUUGUGCCCAGUAUAUAGUGGAUGGCAUUAAAUUGUGCCCAGUAUAUAGUGGAUGGCAUGUGACUGUGCCCAGUAUAGAGUGGAUGGCAUGACCAGAAUAGUGUGACUGUACCCGCCCAGUAUCUAGAUGAAAGGAGUUUCUCUACAGUUUGUGCUUGUGCUCAGUGUAUAAUUAGAGGACUAGUCCCUGACAUGUAUAUAGUGUGAGUGUGGCCAGUACAAGUGCAGGCAUGUACUAAGCAUGAGUAUUUGCACUUUACUAGUGUAUAGAGAGGCAUGUCUGUAUCACAUUUAUAUAACCAGAUGUGUGCCAGUAUAUAGGAGGGUAUGUGAUUAUAACAUAUAGAGAGAGAUCUGUGUGCCAGUAUAUAGGAGGGUAUGUGAUUAUAACAUAUAGAGGGAGCUGUGUGCCAGUAUAUUAGAGGGUAUGUGAUUAUAACAUAUAGAGAGAGAUCUGUGUGCCAGUAUAUAGGAGGGUAUGUGAUUAUAACAUAUAGAGAGGGAGAUAUGUGCCAGUAUACAGGAGGGUAUGUGAAUAUAACAUAUAGAGAGAGAUCUGUGUGCCAGUAUAUAAGAGGGUAUGUGAUUAUAACAUAUAGAGAGGGAGAUGUGUGCCAGUAUAUAGGAGGGUAUGUGACUAUAACUUAUAGAGAGGGAGAUAUGUGCCAGUAUACAGGAGGGUAUGUGAAUAUAACAUAGAGAGAGAGAUCUGUGUGCCAGUAUAUAAGAGGGUAUGUGAUUAUAACAUAUAGAGAGGGAGAUGUGUGCCAGUAUAUAGGAGGGUAUGUGACUAUAACUUAUAGAGAGGGAGAUGUGUGCCAGUAUACAGGAGGGUAUGUGAUUAUAACUUAUAGAGAGGGAGAUAUGUGCCAGUAUACAGGAGGGUAUGUGAUUAUAACUUAUAGAGAGGGAGAUGUGUGCCAGUAUACAGGAGGGUAUGUGAAUAUAACAUAUAGAGAGAGAUCUGUGUGCCAGUAUAUAGGAGGGUAUGUGAUUAUAACAUAUAGAGAGAGAUCUGUGUGCCAGUAUAUAGGAGGGUAUGUGAUUAUAACAUAUAGAGGGAGAUGUGUGCCAGUAUAUAAGAUGGUAUGUGAUUAUAACAUAUAGAGAGAGAUCUGUGUGCCAGUAUAUAGGAGGGUAUGUGAUUAUAACUUAUAGAGAGGGAGAUGUGUGCCAGUAUAUAGGAGGGUAUGUGAUUAUAACUUAUAGAGAGGGAGAUGUGUGCCAGUAUAUAGGAGGGUAUGUGAAUAUAACAUAUAGAGAGGGAGCUGUGUGCCAGUAUAUAGGAGGGUAUGUGACUAUAACAUAUAGAGAGAGAUCUGUGUGCCAGUAUAUAAGAGGGUAUGUGAUUAUAACAUAUAGAGAGAGAUCUGUGUGCCAGUAUAUAAGAGGGUAUGUGAUUAUAACAUAUAGAGGGAGAUGUGUGCCAGUAUACAGGAGGGUAUGUGAUUAUAACAUAUAGAGAGGGAGAUGUGUGCCAGUAUACAGGAGGGUAUGUGAUUAUAACAUAUAGAGAGGGAGAUGUGUGCCAGUAUACAGGAGGGUAUGUGAUUAUAACAUAUAGAGAGGGAGAUGUGUGCCAGUAUACAGGAGGGUAUGUGAUUAUAACAUAUAGAGAGGGAGAUGUGUGCCAGUAUAUAGGAGGGUAUGUGAUUAUAACAUAUAGAGAGGGAGCUGUGCCCAGGGCCCUGGCAUGUUACCCGCCUGUAUAAUAAAUGAAGCAAUAAUUAGCCUCAUUAGUCUCAUUAAUUGCAGUAGUUUGGAAGGUGCCCAAGUCUGGUGGAGGCCUGAGAUGUUAACCCAUUCUGUGCUGGAGGUGAUUGUGGCACAAUACAGAUAAAGGGUGAGGUCUGGUCAUUUUUUACUUUUAAAAUGUGAAAUUCUUUAUUGACUGCGCCUGUUAAUAUUGGACAGAAUAUGGAAUAUCCAGCCAGUGUGGAACUACAGCUCCCAUCAACCCCUGACAGCAGAGGGGACAGUAUGUAUGAGCAGAAGAGGAGGGGUGGGCAGAGAGGCCCUGUUUCUGGAUGAUUCUGCCGUCCCUAUUCAGUGGAUCGCUCCUGCCUUGGAGCUCCCCCCCCCUGUAGUGUUUAUGUUUAUCAGCCCAACCAUGUGGCUUUGUGAAGGUGAAUGCUGGUCUGUACAAUUGUCUCUGCUACAGCGGGGGUGUUCACUUGGCUACUGCAGAGGGCUGGGCAGGCUGGGAUUAUAAAAAUCAGACUUGGGGGGCCACACUGUAUGUCAGGGACCCCUGCUGGAACACGGUUGUCACUACCUCGAUGGAGACAGAGGGAGGAAAUUGGGAAGUUAAGUGCAAGUCUCCCCCCAUCCAGUGUUACAGUUGGUUUGGUCCAGACUGACAUAGCCCAUUUUUGCCUGCGGUGUGUCACAGACACUGGCGCUUUCACCGGCAGCAAUUCCAGCAACCUCUAGACUGCAAGCUCUUGAGACCAGGGCUGUAUACCUUGUGCAGUCUAGUGAGAUGGGAGGGAUUAUGGCCCAGUGAGACGUCUCAGAAAGGAGGGGGCUCGGCAGCAGAACCGGACGCGGCCGCGUGAUAUGUUCUUUAACCGGCUUACAAACCCACCCAUGAGCCCAGAUUUCCAACAUUACAGCUUCAGAAUGCCUAAUAUCGGGUUUCAGAACCUGCCUCUCAACAUCUACAUAGUGGUGUUCGGUACAGCGAUUUUCGUCUUCAUCCUCAGCCUCCUCUUCUGCUGCUACCUAAUCAGACUAAGGCACCAGGCAAGAAAGGAACUUUAUGCUUACAAGCAGGUGAUAUUAAAAGAAAAGGUGAAAGAGCUAAAUCUGUAUGAGAUCUGUGCAGUGUGUCUGGAGGAAUUUAAACCCAAAGAUGAAUUGGGAAUAUGCCCAUGCAAGCAUGCAUUUCAUAGAAAGUGCCUCAUUAAAUGGCUGGAGGUUCGAAAAGUCUGUCCUCUGUGCAACAUGCCUGUCCUCCAGCUGGCACAGCUGCACAGUAACCAGGAGCAUGGCCCCCCUCAAGGGCCCCUACCUGGGGCAGAGAACAUUGUAUAGCUCUCGGUCAACACCCCCAGGGUCCCCUACGCACAGAGCCACAGAUCUCCCAGCCAUCUCCAACACUAAGCCCCCAUGAGGCUCUUGAGCUCAGAUGUGUGGACUCUACAGCAGCCAAAGCACUUUUGAUGCCAGCAGAAGGAGGAGCGACGUAUGAUGAGGAGCGACGGAGCAUACUCAGCAGCGGUAUUGGUUUUGGAAGAGCACUUUACCAUAUUUCAACUGAAACUUUUGUGACUGAUACUCUUAUUUUCUUUUUUUUUCACAUUUGGACUGGAAGCUUCACUGUGCCACAUGGGAAAACCCCCAAAAAUAAUGUAAAUCUUUUCUGGCAAAUAUUUGAAGGCAGAGACACCAUGGAGAAGGGAAUGUUAGACUCGAUAACACUAUGCAAUCUGCUUGACUCUACAGCGACCAUCUCAUUGCAUCGGUUAUAGAGGCCGGAAACUGGAAACUUCAGGACAAUCCAAUGCAAAACAUGCAUAGAACGUCUACAGUAGGGGUGUCAGACAUGACACUCAUCCAUCACCCUUGUCUAGCUAAGGAUGCUGGGUGCUUUUCAUCAAAACAACCACAGAGCCAUGGACUCAAUGUCCCAGGUCUGCCCAGAAUUCACAGCCUUAAUAAGACAAUCACGUCUUCUCUUGGAUCAGGUUCAACAGAAAACUCUUCAACAAAAGGCCAACCUUAAUUUUAAAUUGGCAACAAUAAUGGAUCCUUAUCGAGACAAGGGUUUGAAUGUGAUUGGCUUGCAAAUACAAAAAAAAAAAUCCUGCAGAUUGUUCUGGUUUGUUACAGAGUCUUUAAAGCCAAAUAAUGAAUUAUCUUGGUCUUUCUGCCCAAGCCCCACUCUAGAGCUCAGAAAUGUCACAAAGCAUGAAUGUGCGCACAUUCUACAAAAAAAGGUCUGGCUUCCUAAUGGUUUUUUGGUUGGUAGCAUUUUCUGGAGAAAGUUCCAACAAUGUCCAACUGGUAUAUGAGAUUGGUGGUUAGUUAUCCCUGGCUUCAUAUUGGGGAUCUUCAAGGUUCUGUAUCACCUGAUCCAUAAAACCAUGAGAGGAAGGUCAUUGUGAAGAGAGCAGGACUUUAUAGCGAAGUCUUUCUGCAUUUUACCCUAUACUGUUGUCCAAGAAAAGUGUAUAGAGUGGUAUUAUAAGUCUGUUUACGUCUGUAUCCGUCACAAUUGGGUUCUAGGUGUAGGUCUAGACUGUAAUACCUGGGGUCCACUUAAUAACCCCACUGUAGGACUUCAUAUCUGUGGAUGAAAGGGAAACAAAACAGGUCUAUCGGGGGAGGUACAGUUUAGUCUUUUCCACUUUCCUGUACACUUAGUUUACAAUACACCUUAACUUGUGCGUAGCUACUUCAGUUUGAGGAUCUGAAGGGCCUUGGACAAUCAAGACUGGUAUAAAGACCCAUCACCCAAUGCACUAAGGCUUUACAGCUGUUCUAGUAUUAUAAACUCCUUGUAAUGAUAGCAUAGCUUUAGGGUAGGAGAAGUUGUAGGACAGAGUAUUCCACACCCUUCUCAUUGAUACCUUUUGGCCCUCAAUAAGGUUCUGCAGCCUCCCAUCUCCUCCUCUUCGUCAUGUAAAGAGUAAUGUGCCAUUGUGUGGACUUGCAGUUGGUUUAAUGUGACAAUAAGGUUUUCAUUGACUUUGCUUCCGUUUUUCCCUCCUGACUCAAAGUGCAAGUUUCCACCACUACCCCUUGAAGCACAAUAAUUUUAGUUCCACAUAGAACUUUGAGCACUUACAUUUCUCAUUUUAUUUGACUCAUUGAAGAGUAUGAGAUGCUUACGUCUGCAGGUUUUUUGGUCUUCCCCCUACCACAAAAAAAAACUUUUUUUUUUUUAGGCUGUAACUGUGUUUAAUCCCUUGGCAACAGAGCUAACUUCUCAUCCCCUAACGGUUCUAAGCCAUUUAUAAGGUACAAAUGAUGAGAAGGAGAACGAUUUCUCUUUCUUAUAAUUGGGUUUGUGUGUGUUGGGGUAUAAUGUGUUAUAAUAUUUUAUUGCUAUUGUAGUUUUAGUCUCCAGCGAGAGAGCAUAGUGCCGCCAUGUUGCUUCCCUAAGUCUUUGUCGAUUUGGCGUAUUGACGUACGUUAAUUACACGAAGAUGGUGCAGGGUUUUCUGGGUAAUUAAAGGCCUCCCUGUGUUUGGCUAAGGAUAUGCCCAUAUAUUUCAACAAUGGCAGUCGUUCUAUCCUUUACUGUAUUGACCGUGUUCACCGACACAAUGAAUGGGUCCUACAUACGGUUCAUGUUGAUUAUAUAGAGAAUUUCAUUAGUGGGGAUUAGAAAACAGGUCAACUACCCACCUUGCGGUUUGUGUAGUCAAAAAUCUAUCUUUGUUGGAUUUGAUCCAUCACAAUAGGGUCUCGGGUGGGAAGGGUAUAAGGUUCUUGGCCAACUGCAUUUUACAUUCUGAUCCAGUUGGGUUACAUCUUGGCUUAUCCAGCGCCAAACCAAUUGUGCCAUGCACUCCAUGUAAUUUGUGUCUUCACUAUUUGAAUGUAUUUUAAGUGUUCGUGAAACUGCUGAAUGCAGGGACAAUAAAGCAGUAACAUAGACCAAACCACCAGACCAGAUGAUUGGGUAGCGAUAAGUAUUUUACUGCCCCCUGUUCAAGUCCUUACAGCAGACGUUGUUGCACUUCAACCCUUGAAUCCCUUCACCAACCAGGUCUGGGAGAAGACAUUGUGUCGAAAUACCCAUCUGUAAGCACCAGUAGAUAGGUGGGUCUGGUCUGAUCGGUCUACCAUAGUAUGUUUACCAUCUAAUUCUGCUGAAUAUCCAUAGUGCUACCCUUUAGUAUUAAUGCCUUGACAUGUGAAAGUAUUAUUUGGUUUCAACGCAAAUAUUGUUUAAUGUUUACAAUUAACGGUUAGAGGGUAGUGGCACUGACAUCUCAAUUACUGCAGUUCUUAGAUCAGACCUUUGCUCGGUGGGGCACCAUCUUGAACCGAUGAACAGUAGGACCUGUCUAGCUGGUUCCUGUCUAAUAUCCGAGUCUCUCUAACAAGAGACACCUCAGUGUUGAACAUUAAAGGGCCACUAGCAUUACUUGCAUUUCAGUGUUACUUACCCUUGGUCUUCAAAGUUCAAAUAUGUUUCUGGUCCCUUUAAAAUGUUUACUGGAUAAGUAUUGGCUAGUAGCAAUGUAUUCUCAUUUUGUGAAGUCAAUGGCAUUCCCAGUUCUCCAUCUCAUAUAGGGUAGUAACCAUGUUGGUGCAGUUGGGUGAGUCCUAAAGUAAUUGUAGUGUUCUUCACCUCCACCCAAUAUUUCGGGCUAGAGUUAACAGUGUGCACAGCAUCAUAGACUUUAAGGCGUUUAAAAUUACCAAAAUUUUUUUACACCUUUCUCAUGCGGGACAUUGCUUGGCUAAAGAAAGUGGUGAUUUUGGCCCAUUUGCGGUAGAAGGUAACAGGGCCCUAUUUUGCAUCUGUUUCAUUUUCACGCUGGUGGGUUCAAGCAGAAACUGCAUUUUACACUUAGACGCAAGUUGUUUGCCACUACAUUCAGUUCUCCAUGUUUAUAGACCCCAGUAGGAGACAAUGUAGCUGGUUGCUUGGCCCCAGUGAGUCCCUAUUCCAGCUCUGACAUCCCUAAUCCAUUUAAUGCUCUAAAUUCAGGUCGACACUAUGGGAAGCCCUGUUAUACAACAAAGCACUUGACACAAAUGUUUUAAGGGCUAUAACACCAAUUAUGUUAGGGCUUAGAAAAAUAUUUUGAGCAAUAAGCUCAGAGGAUCUUUGCAUUGAAUGUUCUUUUAAAUGUUUGUCUGCCAGUGUUGGUGUCUUAUUCCUUAGGGCGUUCCAUGUUCUCUUACAAUUCUAGAGAAAAUCUGUCGUUUUCUGUAGACUGUAGGUUUUGCACUCCAUUUUAACCUAACAGGCUAUGCCUGAUCUUUGGGUGAUGUGUUGAGGUUCUCCUGCUGAGGUUCUCCUGCUGAGGUUCUCCUGCUGAGGUUCUCCUGCUGAGGUUCUCCCGUUGAGGUUCUCCCGUUGAGGUUCUCCCGUUGAGGUUCCCCCGUUGAGGUUCUCCCGUUGAGGUUCUCCUGUUGAGGUUCUCCUGCUGAUGUUCUCCUGCUGAGGUUCUCAAGUUGAGGUUCUCCUACUGUUGCAGUUAAAUUAUAUCCAUUGUGAUAAAAAUUUUGGAGUGUGUCCUUUAGUUUUACUUACUUGGUGAAGUUUGCCGUGGGAAAACAAAGUCCACUUUUAGAAAAGGGCUGCCACCCUUAGAAAAUGUGUAUAGUGAUGCAAGAUAGAGUCGGUAAUGCGCUUCAUCAGGACUUGCACAACUUUUAGUUGUUUCCAAUUUUAGUCUGCCUUCAAAUUGUUACUGUCACUGCCCCAGGUAACCAGGUGGUGGUUGGAAUGACACACUGGAAGAUGACGUUUCCAUACAUUAGGGAUUAAGGAUUCUGUUGGGUGUUAGAACUCAGCAACAGCACUGAGUUUUAACACCCCUGGCAACUGAACUGACACAAGUAAGAGCUCUCCUUGGGGAGAACAUUCCAAACAAACCAGUUAAUGUGGAUUUAGAUAUUUGACUUGGGGGGGAGGGUCAGCUUUUAACAGAAGCUUUGGGAAUCCAACUCUUUUACACUCCUGUCCAGAGCCGAAUGAAUCCAGGAGCAGGUCAGUGUCCCGAUAUUAGGGGGUUUGGGGUGUACAUGUGCCUCCGGGGAGAAUCUCACACCCAAAAUAUCUACUCGCAACACUUUUUGGGAUGCUUUAUAGUUUUGUGACUGUUACAACUUUACUCUUUUUGUCUUAUUACUGUAAUUCCCCUGCAUGGUGGGUAUAUCAGCCCACGGCACUCCAGCAGCAGGGGGACCAACGAUGGCCUCUUAACAUCUUCUCUCAUUAAAAACAAAAGUGGGCUUUUAAGUCUAUGGGUGUGUUAGUCGAAGAUUAUUGGGGGUUAUAUAGGCUUUGUCACUUGCAGUACCCCUGGUAACCAUUGCUGCAGGGAUUCUUUUCCAUGGAACAGCGCCACAGUCUGGGCCGAUCUCUUAGAAGUGUUAGCUUCUUGCUUCCCUUAUGUUUCCCCAUUGGCUCGUAACGGCCUCUCAUCCACUGGUUUGGGCUUUCCAAGCGGGGACGUCCCUGCUGUUUGGUAACAACUGGCCUUAGAUAUGUAAGUCCUCUGAAUCAUGCCAACUAUUUAUUAGACACCCCCUUUUUAAUCAGCUGAAAGCACACUCCCAUUGAAUGAAUUCUUCCCUGAAAAAUAAGUUAUUGGCAACCAUUUAAAUGUCAGAUUGUGCCCCCCCACUCUCCGACCCUCCCAUACCCCUCGCCGCCCGUUUCCUAAAGCCUUUUCUCUCUCUCUGUCUGUCUGUCUGUUUGUGGGACCGUAGAAAUAUUGGCUUCACAGACGUUAUUUGUACACUAAAAAAAAAAAAAAAAAAAAUUAAUUCUGCAGCAGAAGAAUAUUUUUUAAGAAAAAAACUCAAUGUUUUUGUAAGCUAUAUUUUUGUAUAUUUAAUUGCGAUUAAAAUGUGUUUUUUGCUAACCACAAUCUACAUAAAACGUUUUGCAUGUCGUUGACUUGAAAUGUAAAUAAAGCGCCACUUUAAGAAGGA
Xenopus laevis (African clawed frog) is the source of this 9236-nucleotide messenger RNA. RefSeq names its product ring finger protein 24 L homeolog (gene rnf24.L). Lineage: Eukaryota; Metazoa; Chordata; Amphibia; Anura; Pipidae. Gene Ontology annotation, cellular component: endomembrane system; Golgi membrane. Bases 3168 to 3644 code for a protein of 158 amino acids. Gene Ontology annotation, molecular function: zinc ion binding; ubiquitin protein ligase activity. The transcript has 7 exons. Gene Ontology annotation, biological process: proteasome-mediated ubiquitin-dependent protein catabolic process. The record is from RefSeq and is a predicted model, not a curated record.